AUGGCUUCAAUCAUGCGCCCGAGCCUCUUGAGGCACGCCGUCCAGCUCCCCGCCGCCUCGCAGCGCUCGCUGUCGAUUGUCACGAGCUCCAGCCUCAACCGCCCGCUCGCCCAGCAGCUGCGACCAGCCUUCCAGCGCUCUGCCAUGCCCACGUCGACGCGCAUUGCCGCCUUUCACGCCACGCAGCGGAACCAGAUCCUGCCUCCGCUGCCCCAGAAGAUCGAGGGCACCACCAACGACCCCACGCCGGUCCCGAACCCAGACUACUCCCACGGCAGCUACCACUGGAGUUUUGAGCGCAUCAUCUCUGCUGGCCUCGUUCCCCUGACCCUCGCACCCUUCGCUGCUGGAUCGCUAAACCCCGUGACCGACUCCAUCUUAUGUGCGCUGUUGGUCGUCCACUCACACAUUGGCUUCGAAUCGUGCAUCAUUGACUACUUCCCCAAGAAGCGCAUUCCCAAGCUGCGCGCCGCCGCCCAUUGGGCUCUUCGCAUCAGCACCCUCCUCCUCGGUGUCGCUCUGUACUCAUUCGAGACCAACGACGUGGGCAUUACUGAGGCUGUAUCAAGGGUAUGGCAUGCUUAG
This is a messenger RNA of Parastagonospora nodorum SN15, 585 nucleotides long. RefSeq lists its product as hypothetical. NCBI's taxonomy places the organism in Eukaryota, Fungi, Ascomycota, Dothideomycetes, Pleosporales, Phaeosphaeriaceae. Gene Ontology annotation, molecular function: heme binding; ubiquinone binding. Gene Ontology annotation, cellular component: membrane; mitochondrial envelope. The record is from RefSeq and is a predicted model, not a curated record. Gene Ontology annotation, biological process: tricarboxylic acid cycle; mitochondrial electron transport, succinate to ubiquinone. The transcript is spliced from 2 exons. The coding region runs from base 1 to 585 and encodes 194 amino acids.